Molecule: messenger RNA, 3435 nt
Organism: Myotis davidii
Lineage: Eukaryota; Metazoa; Chordata; Mammalia; Chiroptera; Vespertilionidae
Gene: PARP1
Product: poly(ADP-ribose) polymerase 1
Exons: 25
Coding region: 1-3435 (1144 amino acids)
Molecular function (GO): zinc ion binding; DNA binding; NAD+ poly-ADP-ribosyltransferase activity
Source: RefSeq, a predicted model, not a curated record
AUGAAACAAGACCCCAGGCAGAGCGCCAGCGUGCGCCUGGGACUCCGCAAAGCUCUGGAGCUGCGGGUUCCCUUCCCCAGCAAAGGACAGGUGUUCCAGGAGCCUCCAGCUCUUCUGAGCAACAUCCACGGAGCCAUACAGGAGCUGUUGGGUUAUAGCCUGUGCUCAGCCGGCGGUGCAGAAGCAGGUGUGGGAGUGGGGGCACCACCCUCAGCCCCCGGGAAACCUGGAGGAGCCGCCCUGUCUUCCUGCCGCUGCACCCCCGGAGGAGAGCAAGGCACCGCAUCACCCAUGUUCGAUGGCAAAGUCCCGCACUGGUACCACUUCUCCUGCUUCUGGAAGGUCGGCCACUCCAUCUGGCAGCCCGAUGUCGAGGUGGAUGGCUUCUCGGAGCUCCGGUGGGACGACCAGCAGAAAGUGAAGAAGACUGCAGAGGCCGGAGGAGUGGCAGGCAAAGGCCAAGGUGGAGCGGGCGGCAAGCCGGAGAAGACGCUGGGCGACUUUGCGGCAGAGUACGCCAAGUCCAACAGGAGCACCUGCAAGGGCUGCCUGGAGAGGAUCGACAAGGGCCAGGUGCGCCUGUCCAAGAAGAUGCUGGACCCGGAGAAGCCCCAGCUGGGCAUGAUUGACCGCUGGUACCACCCCGAGUGCUUUGUUGAGCACAGGGAGGAGCUGGGCUUCCGGCCCGAAUACAGUGCGAGCCUGCUCAAGGGCUUCAGCCUGCUGGCUCCCGAGGAUAAGGAAGCCCUGGAGAAGCAGCUCCCGGGAGUCAAGAGCGAAGUAAAGAGGAAAGGCGACGAGGUUGAUGGGCUAGACCAAGUGCCCAAGAAGAAACCUAAGAAAGAGAAAGACAAGCUUGAAAAGGCUCUCAAGGCCCAGAACGACCUGAUCUGGAACACCAAGGAUGAGCUCAAGAAAGCGUGCUCGACCAAUGACCUGAAGGAGCUGCUCAUCUUCAACAAGCAGCAAGUGCCCUCCGGGGAGUCGGCGAUCUUGGACCGCGUGGCUGACGGCAUCGUGUUCGGUGCCCUCCUGCCCUGCGACGCGUGCUCGGGCCAGCUGGUCUUCAAGAGUGACGCCUACUACUGCACGGGGGACAUCACUGCCUGGACCAAGUGUAUGGUUAGGACCCAGACGCCCAGCCGGAAGGAGUGGGUGACUCCAAAGGAAUUCCGAGAAAUCCCUUACCUCAAGAAACUGAAGGUCAAAAAGCAGGACCGUCUAUUCCCCCCCGAGACCAGUGCCCCAGUGGCAGCAGCACCGCCGCCUUCCACAGCCUCAGCGCCCACUACUGUGAACUCUUCUGCCCCACCAGAUAAGCCGCUGUCCAACAUGAAGAUCCUGGCUCUCGGGAAGCUCUCCCAGAACAAGGACGAGGUGAAGGCCGCCGUCGAGAAACUCGGGGGGAAGCUGACGGGGACGGCCAACAAGGCCUCGCUGUGCAUCAGCACCAAGAAGGAGGUGGAAAAGAUGAAUAAAAAGAUGGAGGAAGUAAAAGAGGGCAACAUUCGAGUGGUGUCUGAGGAGUUCCUCCAGGACGUGGCUGCCUCAGCCAAGAGCUUCCAGGAGCUGGUCUCAGCCCACCUGCUGUCCCCCUGGGGCGCCGCCGUGAAGGAGGAGCCUGUCGAAGUCGUGGCCCCAAAACCGAAGUCGGGGGCUGCGGUCUCCAAAAAGAGCAAAGCCCCCGUCAAAGAGGAAGGAAACAACAAAUCUGAAAAGACAGUGAAAUUAACUCUUAAAGGAGGGGCUGCUGUUGAUCCUGAUUCUGGUCUGGAACGCUCUGCGCACGUCCUGGAGAAAGGCGGGAAGGUCUUCAGUGCCACGCUGGGCCUGGUGGACAUUGUUAAAGGAACCAACUCCUAUUACAAGCUGCAGCUCCUGGAGGACGACAAAGGAAGCAGGUGUGUUCUGGGGCGGGGUGUUCGGGGAGCUGUGCUCCAGCGGAGGGUGGGCCCGCUCUGCUGUGCCGUCAGCCUCAGGACCCGUGUGUUCUCAGUGCCUGGGCCUUCAGUCCCCUCACAAAGAGCGUGGGGUGUCGUGAGGCUUUCGGUGAGAGAGGAAGGACGCCCCCUGCCUGAUGAAGAGGCGGUGAAGAAACUGACAGUGAACCCUGGAACCAAGUCCAAGCUCCCCAAGCCGGUGCAGAACCUCAUCAAGAUGAUCUUCGACGUGGAGAGCAUGAAGAAAGCCAUGGUGGAGUAUGAGUCCCUCCGUAACAUACCUGUUUCCCCAAAGGAUGAAGAGGCGGUGAAGAAACUGACAGUGAACCCUGGAACCAAGUCCAAGCUCCCCAAGCCGGUGCAGAACCUCAUCAAGAUGAUCUUCGACGUGGAGAGCAUGAAGAAAGCCAUGGUGGAGUAUGAGAUCGACCUUCAGAAGAUGCCCUUGGGGAAGCUGAGCAAAAGGCAGAUCCAGGCCGCCUACUCGAUCCUCAGUGAGGUCCAGCAGGCCUUGUCCCAGGGCAGCAGCGACUCCCAGAUCCUGGAUCUCUCCAAUCGCUUCUACACCCUGAUCCCCCACGACUUCGGGAUGAAGAAGCCGCCGCUCCUGAGCAACGCGGACAGCGUGCAGGCCAAGGUGGAAAUGCUGGACAACCUGCUGGACAUCGAGGUGGCCUACAGUCUGCUCAGAGGAGGGUCUGAUGACAGCAGCAAGGACCCCAUCGAUGUCAACUAUGAGAAGCUCAAAACCGACAUUAAGGUGGUGGACAAAGAUUCCGAGGAGGCCAAGAUCAUCAGGAAAUACGUUAAGAACACGCACGCGACCACACACAACGCCUAUGACCUGAAAGUCCUCGAGAUCUUUAAGAUCGAGCGUGAAGGAAAACCAGCGCGCUACAAGCCCUUCAAGCAGCUGCAUAACCGGAGGUUGCUGUGGCACGGGUCCAGAACCACCAACUUCGCCGGGAUUCUGUCCCAGGGUCUCCGGAUCGCCCCGCCGGAAGCGCCUGUGACGGGCUACAUGUUUGGCAAAGGGAUCUACUUCGCCGACAUGGUCUCCAAGAGCGCCAACUACUGCCACACGUCCCAGGGAGACCCGGUGGGCUUGGUCCUCUUGGGAGAGGUUGCCCUGGGGAACAUGUAUGAGCUGAAGCACGCUUUGCACGUCAGCAAGCUGCCCAAGGGCAAGCACAGUGUCAAAGGUUUGGGCAAGACGACCCCUGACCCUUCUGCUAGUAUCACCCUGGAUGGGGUGGAGGUUCCUCUCGGGACUGGGGUCUCGUCUGGCGUGGAUGACACGUCCCUGCUGUACAACGAGUACAUUGUCUACGACACGGCUCAGGUGAACCUGAAGUACCUGCUGAAAGAGUGCCGGGGGGAGGCCGCACUGCCCUGCCGAGUGGAGAACACCAACCACCACCCUGGAAAGCACCGCGUCAGCUGGUCGGACGCACUGGGACGGACCCCGCAGCACAGGGUUCUGCGGAGGCUGUGA